Molecule: messenger RNA, 936 nt
Organism: Malania oleifera
Lineage: Eukaryota; Viridiplantae; Streptophyta; Magnoliopsida; Santalales; Ximeniaceae
Product: agamous-like MADS-box protein AGL61
Exons: 3
Coding region: 31-741 (236 amino acids)
Biological process (GO): regulation of transcription by RNA polymerase II
Molecular function (GO): DNA-binding transcription factor activity, RNA polymerase II-specific; RNA polymerase II cis-regulatory region sequence-specific DNA binding; protein dimerization activity
Source: RefSeq, a predicted model, not a curated record
GUUACGAAACUGGUUGGUUUAAUAUAAUUGAUGAAGUUGCAGGCCUGCUUUCUUUUUGGUGAAAGUCUGCAAAUUUCAGACCUCCGGUUCGCUUUCCUCCGUUCCUGUUUCUGCCUUGAAACUAUGGAAGUGGUUGACGUCACGAGCAGGAUGGACGGCAAUGAGCUAUUGUUUAGGAGUGAUGAUCAUCAACCCAAAGAAGACUGGAAUUUAUUUAUGCUUAACAAUCCGAGAUCUAAUUUGGAGUACUCCAUAGUUUCCACUUCUUCCUCUGUCGUCGAGACAAUCCACCGGAAUGUUUCCAAUAAUUCUCUACCGGUACAGACGAUGGAUAAUUCAAAAAAGAAGAAAACGGCAGGUCGAAGAAAGGUGGCAAUGAAGAAGAUUGAAGAUAAAAGGAAGCGCCAAGUUACGUUUUCUAAGCGCCGACAAGGCCUCUUUAAGGCUGCGAGUGAGGUGUGCGUACUCUGCGGCGUGGAGAUCGUCAUUGUUGUCAAGUCUCCUGGCAACAACUUCUUUUGCUUCGGUCAUCCCAGCUCGGACUCCAUCAUUGACAGCUACCUCACCGGCCAAGGCUCUUCAGUAGUCAAGGGUUCUCCUCCGCCAGCAUGUGGCGGCAGCGGAGGGUCCUGGUGGGAGCAGCCUAUUGAUGCAAUGACAUUGGAGGAGUUGGAGCAAUUUCAAGCUGAACUGGACAAUUUGAAACAAGAAGCUUCACUUCUGGUAGAUGUUGAUGUAUAAAUAUAUUUUUUUUCUUUCUUUCUUCUAUUGGGUUGACUGAUGAGAUAAGACUUUUUGCAUUAAAUCCAUAUAAAUUCACUUUAGGGUUAACUGAUGAGAUAAUCUGUAACUAAUUUUUUUUUUUUUACCACAUACAGUGAGUGCAUCCAUAUAGCUACAUGUGAUUCAUAAUUAUAACAUUCAUUCCUUAUCACU